Messenger RNA from Babesia bigemina, 5334 nucleotides. RefSeq lists its product as hypothetical. Bases 1 to 5334 code for a protein of 1777 amino acids. The record is from RefSeq and is a predicted model, not a curated record. The transcript has a single exon. NCBI's taxonomy places the organism in Eukaryota, Apicomplexa, Aconoidasida, Piroplasmida, Babesiidae.
AUGUCAAGUGAUGCUCUUGUAAAACAAAAUUUGAAUCUUAGCGUGUUGAAAAAAUGCCUCGAAGAUUGUAAAAAACAGCACGGCAAAUAUCCUGAGAACCCUGCCAUAAAGGACAUUGAGUCCAAGUUGUCUCAGCUUGAAAAGCUUGAAGAAAGUCUUACUGGAUUGACUAAAGAAGAGAAUUGCAAAGAUCUUUUAGAGAAUCUUUGUGACGGCCUUCAGACUUUCCUCGGCUUCAACUCUGCUUCCAAAGGCUACGACGGCAGUGGUAUUGUCUACUCUGACCUUGAUAGGCUGUGUGAUGCGGUGAUGGGAUUUUUGUAUCAGGUGCUUAAGGAUGUCAGCGAGAAACAGCCUUACAAUGUGGGUAAAAAUAGGUUAAAUGAAGCAAUGGAAAAAAUAAAAAGCGCCAGGUGGAAGGGUCAUGGAGGCCUUAAUGAUAUCAUUGCAUAUGUUGUCAGCCGGGUGUCCUCAUAUAAUACAAAUGUCGUGAGCUACAAUGGCAGAGUAAAAAAACCAAUUAAUGAGUUAUUAGGCCAUGUACAAAAUGAUAUUCCAAAAGAAAUUAAGAUUAUUCCGGAAGAUAAAGAACUUGAGCAGUUAGGUAAUGAUGUUGAACGAAAAAUUAGGCCAACUGAAGAGUUAGCCAAGACGUAUGUUAAAUACGGUAAAAGCUUUGCAAUAUCAAUGAGUAAAAUUUCUGAACAAAUCAGAACUCUUAAUAGUGACUUGCGAGUGAAAAUCGAUCAAGCAAGCAAAAAUAUAAAACACGAGACUAAGCGUCUAGAAGACGUGUCAUCGAAAGAAGAACAUCACAUGAAAGUAAUUGAAAAGCACAUCAAAGAAUUGCUGACGAACUGUAAUAGCUGCGUUAAUGAUAAGAUAUGCAAAGAUGUCGCUGAGUUCGUGAAACUCUUGAAAGAUAAGGUGUCGAAAAUUCGGCAGAAACUUGACGAGAUAGACAGAAAUUUAUAUAAGUAUGUUAAAGAUCUGCAGGAGUGGAUUGAUAAGGCUGAUAAAAUUGUGAAACGUGGAAUAUUUGAGACCGAAGACAUUGAGAAAAAAGGUAUUGGAAAGGAUAAGCAGGAUAAACUUAAAGCAGUUGCAAAAGCGCUGAAUGACAGGGGUAUUGUGCUACUAAAUUAUAUUAACGAUAUGAAAAAACAGAUCGCGGAGAACGUAAAAGCAGCGCUCACGCAGGUGAAAGAGAUGGACGGGAAGCUGAAAGAGGAUUUGUACAAAGUAAAGAAAGCGAUAGAAGCCCAGGUUGCCAAAAUUAAGGAGGCGAUAGGAAAGCUGUAUGAUGUGGUUAAGAAUGGACAACCCGAUGAAGGAACAAAUGAUCAGACUAUUGCAGGAGUUAUCGGGGAGAUUCACAGUAAGGUUAAAAAUUUUACGGGAAAUAAAGGAGGAAGAACGGCGGCAACAGAUGGUCUUACAGGUAUUAUAAGCGGUGUGAGGUGGAAGUACGCAAAGAAUUUCGAGACCAGAUUCACGAAAGCUAUCAGCGACAUAGUCACGGGAAUCGUGGAAAGCGAGGGUGUCAAACAGUUGCUUAGGUCUCAUAUUGAUGGUAACUCAGGGUACCUUGAUGACAGCAAAGUCAACGGUAAGAAUACAGAUGCUAAAAUAAUGAAACUAGGGAGUAUUAUUGUGCAGCAUUUAACGUCUGAUCUGAAUACUCUACCAUCUCCUAAAUCGGAGCUUGGAACGAAAGAUAAUGUAGAUGGGAAUAUGUCAGACAUUUCGAGUUAUCUUACAUCCUACGCCACUCAAGUAACGAGCAGACAUUCUGUAGUUGCGAAAUUGAUUGGCGAUCAUAUUAAGAAUGCAAACAAUGCAACUCAUUAUAACAACUAUUAUCUCGAACGCGUCGUUGGCACUGUUUUCGCUGCACUGCAUAAAGCCACAGCGAAAGCAGGAGAAGAGCUUACUCAGUUCAUCACAUUGUCACAAAUUAGCAAACUUAAGCCGGCUUUAGAUGCUGGUGAACUGCUCCAGGGGCAUCUUAACGCGGCGACUACAAACAAAAAGCCUGCUAAGCUCGUCGACGACGCUAUCUCGGAAAUGAGCAACGUUGCUACGAAUCACAUUGGAAAGGAUACGCUUGCAGGUGUAGGUAAUUCAGGUGAUAGAAUUUCAUCGCUUGGUGAGCAAGCAUUUGUAGAAUACAAAAAGUAUGUAUCUCAAGAAAGUCUUCCGCUCUUAGACAAUAACAUAGACAACCUAGGCGGCACCCUUACAGCUGCUAUCAAGAAAAUCCGAGACGAUGCCUCACCACACGACGUUACUCCCACCAAAAAUGAUCUUGAAAAGUGGUCCGGCGAAAUCACAUCCAACCUCGAGUCCCUUUUAACAUCCGUCUCGGAGAAAGGAAAGGCUGUGAGUAACCAUUUGAGAGACCUCCAAAAACAGAUUUCUAAGGGUGAUGAUAGCAAUGGCCUCCAAGACAUUCAGAAGCGGCUCAGCUACCUGCAGAAAGCAAUUGAAGGUGGACCCCUUAAAUUGGCCGACGACUUCCUAAAAGGAGUUGACCCAUCCCGUAACAAAUACGUCAAGCAACUUCAACAAUUCGUCGACUCCGAGAUAACGACCGUAAAAAAUAGAAUCACAUCUGAAGUCCGCAAACACUACAUCUCCACCAUCCGCGAACUGCUGACCGAUUAUGCCCAAAAGGUUCAGAGCGAGUUGAACAAACUGCCCGAAGAGAUCGACGAUGAUCUGAGAAGGGGCUACAAAGGCUUCGUGAAAAAGAUGGAAACGCAUCUCCUGCCGGAACUCACCAUACCGCCAAACACCCCGCUCAAGGACGCCGCGUCUACCCUCAAGUCCAAGCUCACCGCUUUCAUGGAACAACUGCAAAAUCAAGCGGAUUUCAAGAAAUCAUUCGAGACCGUCAAACCGUCCCACACUGCUAUCCUCGAGUUACUUCAGCAGCUUAACGACUCCAAGCACUUCGGCCACCUCGUCCCUCCCAGGGUCAAUGCUCUGCUCGAUAGGCUCGGUGAGCUGUCGCCUAAGAAGUACAAGGAAGAGGCACAACCCAUGCUGGACACGCUGAAGGUAGGGUACGGAGCGUUCUGCACUGAACUCGGAAAGGCAUACGUGAGCCGUUACUCGGGGCAAACUGUUGAGUGGACGGAAACUGGUCUUAGCACCGGUUUAACACAAAACGCACAUAGAUGCGCUAAAAUAUUCUUGACCGCUUUUUCCACAAUUUACGAUGCUGUGCAUGACUUGAGGAUAAAUUGCAACAGUCUGAAGGGUCACCAAAUUCACUCGACCUCUGAUCUCGGCAGGUUGUUCCUACGGCACGGCUUCAGAGUGUCAGACGGCGACAAACAACACUGGGAGCUGCAGAACAAGGACGUCAUAAACGGCGAAUACGUCCUUAAGAGAAUCAGUUUUAGGGUCGAUGGUGCGAAAGACAACGAGCAUCUUAAGGAGUGCGAAUCGAAUAAACGCAAGUCUAACGUCCUCUUUAAUCUUUUUGACAUUCUCAAAUGCAUUCUUUAUCACAUAGACAAGUACAACGAAACGUGUCACAUCGCUAUACUCCCCAAACCUAGAACGCCAUGUACCGUUUUCGAGAUGCUGGUGUGGCUUUCAGGGCUCACUUACACUUCCGCGUACCAGGCGCUGCUAUCAGACGGGUUCACCAACGUGCUUGAUAAUCCGGAUACGCCGCUUGCUGGCGACGGAGAGAUCACCGUAUUUGACAUCGAGAAGUCAUACCUGGAGGCGCACCCGCAGAAGAUCACGUAUAAGAACAUAUGCAAGGUACUGGACUACCUUUGUUCGAAAUCGUACGAUUUGCUCACUACCGUUGUUGGCCACGGCAACGCGGCGACAUUCUACGCUUGCGACUAUUCGAAUAACACGCUGAAUCUGUACUACCCGAGCUCCGGCGAAGAUUGUUUGCAGAUGUUGCUUGACUUCCUGCGCAGAAUUUUGCAGCCGCUCAGAUAUUUGUUUGAACGAUGCAGCGUCGCAGACAAGAACUACGGAUGGGCCGACUGCCACUACGGUAAGGACGUACCUACAACGAAAUCGCACUGCAACAUCAAGCCAACGGACGAAGCAGCGUGCCUACCAAACUGUCAACCAAACUGCGAACCAAAUUGUCAACCAACAUCGCCAUUGAUGAACUACCUCAGUGACUCUCUACUCGGUUAUCUGCCGCACAGAUUGGAGUCUGUUGGAUGCAAAUCUAAAUGCUCCACUUGCCCCUCCACUUCUAGGCUGGGAAUGCCGUGCGUCACACCGCUGGGUUUCAGAGCGUUUUCUGGGUCGACCAAAACAGGCCGUCAGCUAUGUGAGAUGAUUCGCGAAUUCUUAGGUAGUGGCGUGAUUUCAUCCUUGCUCGGCUUGUCACCAACUCCGCCGAAAACGCUGCCAGAGCAUUUCGGUUUCGGGUUAAGCUUGGUUAAUAAGUGGGUCAAAGUUGCAUCUUAUAUUACUGAUGCAGGUAUAAAACCAGUAUCACAAAGUAAGAUUGAAGCAUCUAUUCAGAAACUCUCCAUUAAGCUCUACACUGACACGGGUAAGCUUACCAAUGUACUUCGUGACGCUUAUGGCAACAGUCAGCAUGAGCACGAAGGCGUGAAUCAUCUCGAAGUCUAUGCCGAUGUAUCUAGCCUAUGCAUGACUAGAAGUUGCGAGGACAGUCAUAUGCGCUGUGCUCCAUACCUAUCCACUUUGUGUUCGGACACGUAUCAAUACCUUGUUCAUAAGAACUUUGCCACGUACCUUACAUGGGCUGUCUAUCUACCGUGGGAUUUCUGGACUCAACUCAACAAUUUGUGUAACGCGUUCAAGAAUAUUUUCUGCCAAGACUGGGGAUGUCAUACGUGUCUGCGUGCUGACAAAUGCAAGCGUGGACAGCAUGGCCUCGUCGAGAAGGUGGACAAACAACCUGACAAGCCUCAUUGCAAGUGUCCAUCGAUGGUUCAGUGCAAGGGUGUGUCCGCAACAUUGUACCAGUUCGGUUUCAGUUUUGGUAACGCGGCAACACUAAAUGAUACGACAUCGGCUAAGAAGUGUUCUGAUUUCUGCUCUCAGCUGGAUAAAGUGUUGAAAUCGGAAUAUUUCAAAAAGCUAUUCACGGAAUGUGACAACUUCAUUUGGACUAUCAGAGAACCGUUCACCUACUUGGUUCUGGCACUCUGGUCGCUGUCCCUCUUCUACCUCAUCUGCGUAAUGGUUGGCAGACUGGAUGUGCUCCACAUACGCUCACACCUGAGGAUACCGUCGUCGCACAGGAUAACGGCGCAGUCAUUGUUGGCUGCUGCGCAAGUCGGAAGGCUUGCCAAGAUAUCGUACCUGCAGCCGUGA